ACUACGCAUUUUGAUUCUUUUCAAUUUUGAUCGACAAAAUAAAGCAAUAAGGAGUCAUCGUCUCUCCUCUUUUCCCAAACGCAAACCCUAGAAAGAGGAAAAGAGAAAAGAGUCUCCUUUGUGGAGAGCCGAGAGAGCGAAGAUGGUGUUCUACUUCAAAGCCCGACCAGAAGCCGGAGACUACACCAUCUUCAUGGGUCUUGACAAAUUCGAGAACGAAGAACUCAUCAAAUACGGGUUUCCCGAAGAUAUAUGGUUCCAUGUGGACAAAAUGUCUUCUGCCCAUGUUUAUCUAAGGAUGCGUAAAGGUCAAACAAUUGAUGACAUUUCUGAAGGACUUCUUGAAGAUUGUGUUCAACUUGUCAAAGCAAAUUCCAUCCAAGGAAAUAAAGUGAACAACAUUGAUGUUGUUUAUACACCUUGGCAAAACUUAAAGAAGACUCCAUCCAUGGAUGUAGGUCAAGUUGGCUUCCAUAACAAUAAAGCUGUGCGCACUGUGAGGGUGGAGAAGCGAAUAAAUGAGGUAGUUAAUAGACUGAACAGGACAAAAGUUGAAAGAAAACCUGAUCUGAAAGCUGAGCGUGAAGCAGUUAAUGCUGCAGAAAGGGCAGAGAGGAAGCAGCAGCUGAGAGACAAAAAAAGGAGAGAGGAGAUGGAAAGGCUUGAAAAGGAGAGACAAGCGGAGGUGAGGAGCUACAAAAAUCUAAUGGUGGCUGACAAAAUGACUUCCAAUAAAGAGAUUGCAUCAACCCACAAGUCCUUACAAGAACUCGAAGAGGAUUUCAUACUUGUGGAUUUCAAGUGUUAUGAUUAUGAUAUGAUGAUGCCCCGAGUCUCUUGGUUUUUGUGGAUGUUUAAUAAAAAGGUAAAAUGGCCGGAAUUCCACAAUUCCAAGAGGGAGGGAAGCUUGGCUAUUGUAUUUGCAUUAAGUUAUCUUGAUAUGCAUAUGAUUGUUGCAGUCUUCCAGAAGACUUUGAGGCUAACUAAUGAGAGUCGCAGAAAGAUUGCAUCUGGGAAGAUAGUUAACUUGAUGACAACUGAUUCUGAAUCACUCGGGCAAGUAACUCAAUCACUUCACACUUUAUGGUCUGCACCUUUUCGUAUCAUUCUUGCUUUGGUUCUUCUCUACCAACAACUUGGUGUUGCUUCAGUCCUUGGUGCAUUAUUGCUAGAUCUCAUGUUCCCCAUACAGGUGUUUAUGAUCUGUUUGAUUUGGGGAUUAUGGUUGGUCUUUUUGUUACAACUUUUAUACACAAUAGAUGGAGGCUUAGCUGAAAAAUGA
Lactuca virosa is the source of this 1282-nucleotide messenger RNA. NCBI's taxonomy places the organism in Eukaryota, Viridiplantae, Streptophyta, Magnoliopsida, Asterales, Asteraceae. The record is from the annotation of a GenBank genome assembly.